AGUCAAUUCAAAAGAUUCAACUGAAAUUUGUAAAAAGCCGAAUUUAUUAAUAAACAAUUCUAAUUAAAAUAAAAAGUGAAGAAAAAAGUUCCUGUUAAAAAACGUUGAAGCAUUAAAAAGUCAAUUGAAACUUGUCAAAUAUUUGAACAUCACUAAACGGCAGCUUAUGAAACAUUAUUAAAAAAUAUGGAGCGAGCAAUUCUUCGUGAAAAUCGUGAAAGUAAUCAUUUUGAUUCGCAAUCACCAGUGAAAGCACAGAUAAAUAAUACAUCAGAAUCAGAAGAUAUCUCAAAUAUAGAUCCAUACGACACGACUAAAGAAAAUUACAAUCCUAAAUCUUUGAGUGAAAUCGCAUCGGAAAAAUCAGUCAUUAGCAGUCCAAGGUCGUUUGAUGGUAACACUAACAGUACAUCAACACCAAAGGUCGUUGGAAAGAAAGAUCUCUCUUCUGAUUACGAACUUGACAAAACAGUCAAUCUAAGUGAGUUCCAUGAAAUAUCAGAAAUUCAGUUGACAAUUGAUAAUUUAUUAACAUAUUCUGGCUUUAUUUUAGCACCUCAUUAUCCCCGGAACGAAGGUCAGAGAGCUAAAAACGAUUCAAAUUUAAGUUCUCUCUUAGCAGGAAUAAACAAUCUUGGGAUAAAUUCUUCUGAUCAAUCAGUUAUAAGUCGUGAAAAUCGUGGCAAUAACUUAACAUUCUCUGAUGAUGAAGAACAAUUUGUUGAAUGUGAAUCGUUUAAUGAUAAUAGCAAUCGCUUUGCCAACAACACCGUUGUGCAUGAUGAAAAGAACGAUUCAAAUAUUAAUAAAACUAUUAACAUCGAAAGUGAAAACAUCGCAGUUGUCACGUUGACGAAUGAUGAAAGCAAGGAAAAUAUUUCUCCAAAUGAUUUGAGUCACUCGAAUUCAAACGAGAAAGACAACGAAGAUGAAAUCAAUCCAACCACACCUCAACCGCAACAGUUUGACGAUGAUGUAUCAAUGAAGGAAGACAGCAGAUAUCUGCCGAUGAAAACUAAUGACAGAAAAUCUCUGGAACAAGCAACAUCACAAGCUAUUCAAGAAACUUCUGAGCAAAGCACAUCAAAUGUUGAAGCUACUAAACCCGUGGAGUCAGAAUUAAAUUCAGAUCAAACUUCAACUGCAAUUGAUGAGGAAGCGCAUUCAGAUGUCAACGAAGAAACAGUAAAACAUUCAAAACCUGAAAUUAAUGUGGAGCAAGCAACACCAGAAGUAAAGAAUGAAGAGAUUAAUCUUUCAAAACCUUCAUCGGAAAUCAGCAAUGAAGAAAUUAAAGAUUCAGAACCUGAAGUAUCCUUGGAAGAAACUUCACCGGGAACCAUUGAAGAAGAACCGAAACUCCCAGAAUCUGAAGUACAUGUUAAACAAACUUCGCCGGAAACCAAUAAAGAAGAAGUAAAAUUGCAAGAAUCUGAAGUAAUCGAAGAACAAACUUCACCGAUAGCCGGGAAAGAAGAAGUAAAAUUUCCAGAAUCUGAAGCAAAUGCUAAACAAACUUCACCGGAAAUCAAUAAAGAAGAAGCAAAACUGCCAGCAUCUGAUUCAAGUGUUGAACAAACUUCACCGGAAACUGAGAAAGAAGAAGUAAAAUUGUCAGAAUCUCAAGUGAGUGUUGAACAAACUUCACCAGAAAUCAAUAAAGAAAAAUCAAAACUCCCAGAAUCUGAGGUGAGUGUUGAACAAACUUCACCGGAAAUCAAUAAAGAAGAAACAAAACUUCCAGAAUCUGAAGUGAAUGUGGAAAAAGUAUCACCAGAAGAAAUUAAGUUUUCAGUUCCUUUACCCUCCGAAAAUGAUGAUAAAAUAAUCCCUAACGUAGAUGUACAAAACACUACUCCAAUUGGAGAAUGUCGUCAACAACCUCCCAGUGAAACUUCUUUCAAUAGCUCCCAAAACUCUUUUGAAAAGCUUGAGAAAUCAAUCGAAAUUCAAGUCGAACGUGAAAAUUUGUUGCAUCAAAAUGUUGUUCAAACUCCUCCAGACAAUGAAACAAACACGGAGAAAAGUUUUAAGAAAGAAGAAAGUCAGCAGCUCACUGAAGACGAUUCAGAAAUAAAACAAUUUCCUAACAUGAUAUCACCGGCUAUAGAAGGUAUUUUUGAAAAACCCAAGGAAACAAUUUUCGUGGAUAAAAUAGAGAAUCAAGUAGACGUCGAAUUCAAAAUGCCAACAAUGCCAAUAUUUUCCUCAAAACAAGAUGACUUCAAAUCCAGUAGCUCAUGUAAUUUUGGUGAUUCAGACUUUGAUUUUCUUCAAAACUUUGGAACAUCUGUGCAAGCUCGACUCUCCGUUCUGCAAAGAGAUUCUGUUCUCUUGAAGUUUGAUCCACUGUUAAAUCUUCCUGUGGUCAAAACACUAGAGCCGACAAAAGAGGAAGACGAUUAUAUUGCUGAUCUUGAGUUAAAUAUUCCAAAAAAAAUCCAAUACUCCCCCAAUAGCUCAGCUGCUUCAUAUUCAUCGUUCAACGAACAACCAACAAGACAGCUUCUGACAGAAGAAGAUGAGAUGAGUUUGAAUGUAGAUAUAAUGAAGGAUAAAACAACAGAACACGAAAGUUUCGAAUCAAAUCACAUUCAGUGCGAAGAAAGCAAAUUGAACUCUUAUAACGAAGACAACAGUACAAUUAAGAUGGCAGAUUUGGAAAAUAAAAUUAAAAAAGAAGCAGAAAUGCGAGAAGAAGCUCUUCUGAAGAGAAUUUCUGAGAAGGAUAAGCAAAUCGUCAAGAUGAAUGGCGUUGUUGAGGCUUAUGAAAAAGCAAUUUCGGAGCUGAUUGCAGAAAAAGAUAAGUUGGUGCAGUCUUACGAGAAGAAAUGUAGUGAUUUGAAGAAUGAUAGUGAGUUGAAUGCCAAUCAUUUAGCAUCGUUGGAAGCAACAUUUUCUGAUCUCCAUGCAAAAUACGAGAGAACCAAACAAAUUGCAACCGAGCUAAAAGAUCGUGAAGAAACCAUUCUACAAGAUAAAAAGACACUCAUCGACAGUCUGAAGAUGCAAGAAGCUCGUUAUGACAAAAUGAAGUCUCAUGCCAUGUCUCAAUUGGAAAUUGCUAACAAUUCUUUAGCUGACAUGAGUCGUACUCACCAAGCUGAAGUAACAAAAUUGAAAGCUCUUCUCAAAAAGGAGGAAAUAUCUCGAGCUUCAAUUAACGAGCAACUCAUACAGAAAGCGAAAGAAAAUUCCGAACUUGUCAAGAUAUGCGACGAGCUUAUCAAUGGAAGUCAACCUAGUUAAGUUCAUCAUCUUGAGCCGUUUUCACAUUAUUAUAUUUUUUUGUAUGCAAUGAAACUGAAGAAAAAAAAUAAUUUAAACUUUAUGUAUAUCAAUUUUUAAAGCCUUUUUCGAGUUAGUAUAAAAAUUUUAGUUGUCACUUAAGUCAUUUCUUAAAAUUUAAUAAAAGCAUAACAGCAUCUCUAAGAAAAAUUUAUAAUGACAUUCUCA
Clunio marinus is the source of this 3456-nucleotide messenger RNA. Lineage: Eukaryota; Metazoa; Arthropoda; Insecta; Diptera; Chironomidae. The record is from the annotation of a GenBank genome assembly.